AUGGGCAAAUCUCAGUCCAAGCUCUCUCAAGAGCAGCUCGCUGAACUGCAGAAGUCGACCCAUUUCGACAAGAAGGAAUUGCAGCAGUGGUACAAGGGUUUUCUGAAAGACUGUCCAUCAGGGAUGCUCACCAAAGAGGAAUUCCAAAAGAUCUACAGACAGUUCUUCCCCUUUGGAGAUCCAAGUUCAUUCGCAGAUUAUGUCUUUAAUGUCUUUGACAGCGACAAAUCCGGCAGCAUCGACUUUAAAGAAUUCAUUUGCGCCUUAAGUGUUACGAGCCGCGGGAAAAUGGAGGACAAACUCGAUUGGGCCUUCCAACUGUACGACAUUGAUGGGGAUGGAAAGAUUAGUUACGACGAAAUGCUUAAGAUUGUUGAAGCAAUCUACAAGAUGGUCGGCUCCAUGGUUAAGCUCCCUGAAGACGAAGACACACCCGAGAAGCGGGUACGGAAGAUUUUCCGGAUGAUGGAUAAAGACGAGAAUGGCAGCCUGGAUAUGGAGGAGUUUAAGGAGGGAAGUAAACGCGACGAGACUAUCGUAUCCGCCCUUUCUCUAUACGAUGGCCUGGUGUAA
This is a messenger RNA of Colletotrichum truncatum, 573 nucleotides long. Its product is annotated as neuronal calcium sensor 1. The record is from RefSeq and is a predicted model, not a curated record. Lineage: Eukaryota; Fungi; Ascomycota; Sordariomycetes; Glomerellales; Glomerellaceae. Gene Ontology annotation, molecular function: calcium ion binding. Gene Ontology annotation, cellular component: membrane; intracellular membrane-bounded organelle; cytosol.